Juglans microcarpa x Juglans regia is the source of this 1518-nucleotide messenger RNA. RefSeq lists its product as uncharacterized. Lineage: Eukaryota; Viridiplantae; Streptophyta; Magnoliopsida; Fagales; Juglandaceae. The record is from RefSeq and is a predicted model, not a curated record. The transcript has 9 exons. The coding region runs from base 106 to 1311 and encodes 401 amino acids. Gene Ontology annotation, molecular function: ATP hydrolysis activity.
UUUGAUCUUUGUUUUAUUGCGGAAUUGCGGAUGGAUAAUAAUUUGAACGCAAUCCAUACAUAGUAACGUGAGAAACAAUAGCCAGAGAGAGCCGCCCAGAGCAGGAUGAAUUCAACGACGACAGUAUUGUCGGCCAAGCCCUCCUUCUCACUGAAACCAAGCCUAAAUCCACUCAUCAACCUCAACUGGUUGUCUUUGGAAAAUAGUCAUUCUUGUCUCCGGUUGGGACCACGCAUGAGUCUUGCCGGCAUCGCAUUCUGUCAAGCACCAUCGGACGUUGCUGCCCAUAUAAUGGUGCAGGAUGAUCUCGACGCUUUCUUGCAGAUUCUUCCAUGUGAUUUGCGUGACAAUCUUCUGAAUGAACCCAGGAGAGGUCAACUUUUAGAGGUUAUAUUGGAUCUGGAUCGUUUUCCAGAAGCACGCUAUCUAGGUGAAUUUGGGGGCUGCUAUCUGAGGAAUACAAAGGUGUCAGUGAAAGAGUUGGAGCAUGCUCAAAAGUCUGUUGGAGCAUUUGGGGGCGAUAAUAGAGCUGGCAUUGAAGGCACCCUGCACAGGAUAUCUGCAAUCAGGAGUAGGAAAGGGGCAAUAGUUGGUUUGACUUGCCGAGUUGGUAGGGCAGUCAGUGGACAAGUUGACAUGGUUUAUGAUCUGCUUCAGUAUGGGAAGAGCAUCUUGUUUGUUGGAAAGCCUGGGGUUGGCAAAACAACGGUUAUGCGAGAGAUUGCCCGCGUCUUGGCAGAUGAAUUUCACAAAAGAGUGGUGAUUGUUGAUACAAGCAAUGAAAUCGGAGGGGAUGGAAACAUUCCACAUUCAGCAAUUGGAGGUGCAAGAAGAAUGCAGGUACCAGAACCAUCCAUGCAACAUAGAGUCAUGAUCGAGGCAGUAGAGAAUCAUAUGCCCGAGGUGAUCAUGGUUGAUGAGAUUGGCACAGAAGCUGAAACUCAUGCUUGUCGCUCAAUUGCCAGGAGAGGUGUCAUGCUUAUUGGUACUGCUCAUGGAGAGCGGCUUGAGAAUAUAAUAAAGAACCCUACUCUCUCUGACCUGGUUGGGGGAGUGGAAACUGUCACUUUGGGAGAUGUUGAAGCCCGUGCUAGAAGUUGUCAGAAAACUGUUCUAGAAAGGCAAGCUCCUCCAACAUUUGAUUUCUUGAUUGAGAUGAGAGACAGGCACUAUUGGGUUACACAGCAGACAGAGAAGAGUGUGGACAUGUUGCUUCGAGGCAAAAACCCUCAGGUUGAGGUCAGGAGGAGGGAUAAAAUGUUCAAGGUUGUCAUAGAAAAAUCAAAGGCCUAUGACAAAUACGACUCUUGAUUUUUGUUUUGGUAGCAUUUUCAUAAAGAUUGGCACUCUUUCGCGAUAAAAGAAAUUAAGAUCGACACCCCAUGCUUUUGCAACAUUGCUGUAAAUAGAUCGUAGGAUUGUAUAGUUGAAGAUCAAUUCCAAAAUUUUUUCCCCUCAUGAGUGUUGUAUAUAUCAUUCCCGAAGUUAGUAAUGGAAUUUGCCGAAUCAAGGGCUUUA